This is a messenger RNA of Carassius carassius (crucian carp), 1999 nucleotides long. RefSeq names its product gastrula zinc finger protein XlCGF57.1-like. Bases 201 to 1916 code for a protein of 571 amino acids. The record is from RefSeq and is a predicted model, not a curated record. NCBI's taxonomy places the organism in Eukaryota, Metazoa, Chordata, Actinopteri, Cypriniformes, Cyprinidae. The transcript has a single exon. Gene Ontology annotation, biological process: regulation of transcription by RNA polymerase II. Gene Ontology annotation, molecular function: RNA polymerase II cis-regulatory region sequence-specific DNA binding; DNA-binding transcription factor activity, RNA polymerase II-specific.
AUGAAAGUGAAAGAGGAAAGACAAGAUCUGAAUGAAGUGGAGGAGAAGCAUCAGGAUCAGAAAGAUCAUGAUUUCAACAAAAAUCAGUGAGUUUCUCUAAAACUGAAAAUGGCAACAUUCAGAUAACUGAGGUCAAAAAGCCUUUCAGCUGCUCUCAGUGUGGAAAGACGUUCAAACUGAAAAGUAGUCUUAUUUACCACAUGUUAGUUCAUGCUGGAAUAAAACCUUUCACCUGUUCUGAGUGUGGAAAAAGUUUCACGCAGAGAAAACGACUCACUGUGCAUGUGCGUAUUCACUCUUCUGAAAAACCUUUCAGCUGCUCUCAGUGUGGAAACACUUUCAAACUGAAAAGUAGUCUUAUUUACCACAUGUUAGUUCAUGCUGGAAUAAAACCAUUCACCUGCUCUGAGUGUGGAAGGAGUUUCACUCAGAAAAAACGACUCGAUGAGCAUGUGCGUAUUCACUCUUCUGAAAAACCUUUCACCUGUUCUGAGUGUGGAAGGAGUUUCACUCAGAAAAAACAACUCAAUGUGCAUGUGCGUAUUCACUCUUCUGAAAAGCCUUUCAGCUGCUCUCAGUGUGGAAACACUUUCAAACUGAAGAGAAGCCUUAAGUACCACAUGUUAGUUCAUGCUGGAAUAAAACCAUUCACCUGCUCUGAGUGUGGAAGGAGUUUCACACAGAAAAAACGACUCACUGUGCAUGUGCGUAUUCACUCUUCUGAAAAGCCUUUCAACUGUUCUCAGUGUGGAAAGAGUUUCAAACUGAAAAGUAGUCUUAUUUACCACAUGUUAGUUCAUGCUGGAAUAAAACCAUUCACCUGCUCUGAGUGUGGAAGGAGUUUCACGCAGAGAAAACGACUCACUGUGCAUGUGCGUAUUCACUCUUCUGAAAAGCCUUUCAGCUGCUCUCAGUGUGGAAACACUUUCAAACUGAAGAGAAGCCUUAAGUACCACAUGUUAGUUCAUGCUGGAAUAAAACCAUUCACCUGCUCUGAGUGUGGAAGGAGUUUCACACAGAAAAAACGACUCACUGUGCAUGUGCGUAUUCACUCUUCUGAAAAGCCUUUCAACUGUUCUCAGUGUGGAAAGAGUUUCAAACUGAAAAGUAGUCUUAUUUACCACAUGUUAGUUCAUGCUGGAAUAAAACCAUUCACCUGCUCUGAGUGUGGAAGGAGUUUCACGCAGAGAAAACGACUCACUGUGCAUGUGCGUAUUCACUCUUCUGAAAAACCUUUCAGCUGCUCUCAGUGUGGAAACACUUUCAAACUGAAAAGUAGUCUUAUUUACCACAUGUUAGUUCAUGCUGGAAUAAAACCAUUCACCUGCUCUGAGUGUGGAAGGAGUUUCACACAGAAAAAACGACUCACUGUGCAUGUGCGUAUUCACUCUUCUGAAAAGCCUUUCAACUGUUCUCAGUGUGGAAAGAGUUUCACACGUAAAGCAAGCCUUAAUGAUCACAUGAUAAUGCAUACUGAGAAAAAUCCUUUCAACUUCUCUCAGUGUGGAAAGACUUUCAAACAGAAGAGAAACCUUAUGCACCACAUGAUAAUUCAUGCUGGAAAAAAGCCUUUCUGCUGCUCUCAGUGUGGAAAGAGUUUUAAACACAAAAAACAUCUCAAUGAGCAUGUGCGUAUUCACUCUUCAGAAAAGCCUUUCACCUGCUCUCAGUGUGAAAAGAGUUUCACACGUAAAGCAAGCCUUAAGAAUCACAUGAUAAUUCAUGCUGGAAUAAAGUCUUUCAGCUGCUCUCAGUGCGGAAAGAGUUUUACACAGAAAGGUAGCCUGAAGAAUCACAUGUUCAUUCACAGUGGAAUAAAGCCUUUUGUCUGCUCACAGUGUGGAAAGAGUUUCAUUCAGAAAUUUCAACUCAAGAUUCAUUUGCUAACUCACUCUUCGGAAAAGUCUUUCACCUGAUCUCAGAGUGGAAACCAUUUCAGUCGUAAAGAAUGUCUUAAGAUUCACAUUAAUCCAUAAUGGGGAAAAGCCUUUUACUUGCU